AUGAGACCGAUUAUUUUGUUAGAGAAGAGAAGACCACUGCCCCGUAGUACAGUGGAACAGACAAUCAGCCAGGCGCAGCCUGUUCAGGUGCAGCUACAGCUGCCACAGGGUGUCUCAGCUGCAAGCCACAUCCAGGCACUGGUGUCUCAGAGUGGGGAGACCAUUCCCAUCAGAGUAGCCGCCGUGUCUCAACCCUCGCAGAUCCAGGAGAUCCCACACAGUUCUGCUCAGGCCGUCCAGAUCAGGGAGAUCACGCUGGAGCUCCCCCAGGGGAUUCAGCUACAAAACGCGCACGUACAGACAGAAAACGGGCAGGAGGGGGUACAGCUCACCCAGACUAACGUCAUGCAGCCAACUGUCAUGGAGGUGACCCAGGCGGGGGUCGUGGAGGUCACCCCAACAGAGGUGAUGGAGGUGACCCAGGCUGGGGUCAUGGAGGUCACCCAGGCAGGGAUGGAGGUAGACCCACAACAGGAGGGUCAGGCAACAGAACAUCAACAGUUGACUACCCGGACUAUCCACAUCCUGCCUGAUGGAAGUCAACAGGAGAUCCACAUCGCUCCUGACAGGACCGAGCAGGUGGUCCAGCUGUCCUCACAGGAGGAGGUGCACAUCGUAGAGAUCCCCACCACCCAGGGGGACAUGCCCAUCCCCCAGGGGGAGGACAACCCCACCCAGGUUAUGAGCGAUGCCGUACAGCUGGAAGUGUUGGCCGCAGUCAGCCAGAUCAACUAGACAUCCCAGAGUGCACUUCAUCCCUCCUCCCGGAUGGAUACAGGCAUGGGUAGUAGUAGUAGUAGUGAUUGGUUUAUCGUUAGGCCACACCAAUUUAAUUUGUGGCUUC
This is a messenger RNA of Branchiostoma belcheri (Belcher's lancelet), 844 nucleotides long. RefSeq lists its product as uncharacterized. The coding region runs from base 1 to 735 and encodes 244 amino acids. The transcript has 3 exons. Lineage: Eukaryota; Metazoa; Chordata; Leptocardii; Amphioxiformes; Branchiostomatidae. The record is from RefSeq and is a predicted model, not a curated record.